Messenger RNA from Hippoglossus stenolepis (Pacific halibut), 833 nucleotides. RefSeq names its product serrate RNA effector molecule homolog. The record is from RefSeq and is a predicted model, not a curated record. NCBI's taxonomy places the organism in Eukaryota, Metazoa, Chordata, Actinopteri, Pleuronectiformes, Pleuronectidae. The transcript is spliced from 5 exons. The coding region runs from base 48 to 581 and encodes 177 amino acids. Gene Ontology annotation, biological process: primary miRNA processing; mRNA processing. Gene Ontology annotation, cellular component: nuclear body.
AACCACACUUUUAUUUAUUUUUUAAAAUAGUGCAACAGUGGCAGAAGAUGAUUGAGGAGAAGCUUAGUCCUUUGUUCAGUUUAAAGGAAAUUCUGUCUGAGGAUGAGGCGGGGAAGAUGGGCCGCAAGGAUCCAGAGGAGGAGGUGGAGAAGUUUGUGUUGGCCAACACGCAAGAGCUGGGGAAGGACAAAUGGCUGUGUCCACUGAGUGGCAAGAAAUUUAAGGGCCCAGAGUUUGUGCGGAAGCACAUCCUGAACAAACAUGGGGACAAAAUUGAAGAAGUGAAAAAAGAGGUAGUGUUCUUUAACAACUUCCUGAUGGAUGCCAAGAGACCAGCGCUACCAGAGAUGAAAAUUCCUCCUCUUCCAACUCCAGGUCAAGGUUUGCUUUCUCCCAACAUGCCAUUUCCUCCUCAAGGUCUUCAGGGUCCAGGGGGCUUUGGACAACCUCGUCCACCACUGAUGGGAUAUGGAGCUGGUGGACCUCAUUAUCCCCCUAACCAAUACGGAGGUGGCAGAGGCAACUAUGAUAACUUCCGCGGUCAAGGUGGCUACCUGGGAAAGCCACGCAACAUUAGGUGAGACAACUAAUGUCCAGAGGUGACCCACGCAACAUCAUUGAAUAUCGCGACCUGGACCCACCAGAUGAUAUGGAUUUCUUUUAGAAGGUUCUCUUGGUCCUGUCAGUCUCGAUCGUUACCAGUGUUGUGCUCUGCUUGCUUUUCGUAGUGAUUAGAUUAUUUCUUUACUUAAAUUGCAUUUUGUAAUUACUGUGCAAAUUGAGAUUGCUUCUGCUGUAAACUGCUUCCUCAAUAAAAGUAUGCUCUAACUACA